GCCCACCGCAUACAAGGUUUGCCUACACGGUCCUACCUACAGACUGCGUCGGGCUUGGCUGCGAACACAAAAACAGUUAAUUGCCUGCUCCCUGGAUGCCAUAUCUUGACUAUGUCGCAAGAAUUUGAGCGUCCGCUCUCGCAAGGAUCGCUUGCUCCCCCAGUCGAAAUUUUAGGGGCAAAUCUAUCCGCAUCACCGGACUUGAGUAUCAAAGCUGGAAGCCAAGCUUCGAACUCCGAUCAAAGCAAACUCCUCUCGCCCCCAUCACUACCUUCAUCAGACAUGACACCGCCCCCCUCAUCCCAGAUACCCGGAGCUCCCCUGCGGGAAUCAAGGUCUCAAUCAAGCUCAUGCCUCGAACCCCCGCUCAAUAUCGAGAAAACCCUCUGUGUGGCAUAUGGUGCUUCGGAGAACCUUCCAACUGCCGAUGAGAUUGAGAGUGCGGACGAAUUGAAGCUUCGCAUGAUCGCCAAAGACCUCCUAGGUGUAGCUCAGGAAGCCCGCAUGUCAGCGCUCCAUUUCAAAUUGCAAAACAGUCUGCUCUCAUUCACAAGUAACGAAGCGAUCAAGCGUGCAGAGGUUGAGCAUCAACUCGCGCGAAGGGAGGUUGAGAUUCUUCAGAGUUCGGAAUACCGCAGUCGCCAAUGCCAGCAUGAUAUAAAACCGAUGCAGACAGUUUCCAAUGAGAGGCUUGAGCUUUCUCUCAAGCGCAAUCAGGAACUCGAGAGGGUUAACGCUACCCUUGAUCGAAGGCUUCGCCGAGCAAAAAAGCUUAUCGAACAGGAGAGAAACACGUCCGAGCUUCUAGGAGAGGAAAAUAAAAUGUUGAAGGAGCGAAUCCGCGACAACCGAAGACACUUCUCUCGGAUGAUCGAGCAUGGAACAAUGUCGCCAAGUCCCCAGAACGAGGCCCACACUCCCCAUAGAGGGACAAUACCUCAGUUCGCUGACAACGCUGGUCAUCAUUUGAACGGAACUGAGAGACAUGACCCAUUUGAAGCUCUUCUAGCAGCUCACCGCGUCCUCAACCAAGAGUCGCCAGCUGUCGCCUCGACCCCCGAUAGACAACGCAAUCAUCGAGAGAAUGCGAGUCGCCACAUGCGCGGCGCUCACUCUUUGUCGUCUUUACCUAUGACUCCAUCCCAUCCUCGGUUGACGCACGGUAAGGGUCGAGUCUAUACUCCAGGGACAUAUUCUUUUGAUGAUCGUCGUGAUCGAGACAGUACCAUUUCGGCAUCUGACAUUGAAGAAGCCGAGACCGAGGAAGAUGUCCCCGCCGCAGGAACACGGGCUGUCUCCAGUAGCGUGCACCACCGCAGUCAUUUCAGCAACCAUCCAGAGAGUCGAGGCAUGGCAAGUGCUGCAAAGUCUAGUACGUUGCUGCAAACAAAACUGUUUGGGCAAGUGAGGAAGUCCGGCGUUGAUCGGCCCCCCAGUAAAAAUCUCAAACGCAAAGCAAGUUUUGAUGGUGCGACCCCGAAGAGAUCAAAAGCGGAGGAGAGGGUGGGUCUCGGUAUUGGCACCUGGAACAACUAGACCAAGCAGUACCCGUGCACAACGGCAAAGCGUUGCUGUUUCUACCAAAUCUGAACCAUUAUCAGACAUAGUAUCCUGCCGUCAAUGGCAUGAGAGACGCUUUCCUAUGUCGACACGGAUGGUCUGAUCGCGUUAUACCUUGCUUUCUGCAUAUGAGCCUUUUUCCCAGGACAUGGAAAAGUGAUGAGUGAUGACAUUCAAAGAAACGAUGAAAAAGACCAGUCUUAU
Molecule: messenger RNA, 1764 nt
Organism: Aspergillus uvarum CBS 121591
Lineage: Eukaryota; Fungi; Ascomycota; Eurotiomycetes; Eurotiales; Aspergillaceae
Exons: 1
Coding region: 112-1536 (474 amino acids)
Source: RefSeq, a predicted model, not a curated record